CAGGUCCGUGUGAGCGGCUCGCGGGAACCAGGCAGAGGAGCCUGCAGCAGCCGCGCCCUGAGAGAGGAACCGAGUGAGAAACAGAGAGGAGAGGAGGAGCGCGUGACGGGGAGAAACCAGGAUUCUCAGGAAAGGAGGCUGAUGGUUGGACAGAUUAGGUUGUGAAUCCGGGUGAAACUGGUAGAUCGGUUGUGAGUGUGGUGGUUCAGGCAGAGGUCCUGGUUUGUGCACAAGCUGAACAUUUUUUGUCAAAAUUUAUUACAUCAAUGUUUGAGGGAGACUUUCAGAAUCUGGCAACCAGGGAGAUGUCUGAUGGUGUUUGCACCAUUGUAGCAUAUUGUUCAGACUCUACCUUAGUUUACUGUUGUUCUGGGUGUCUGCAUGUUGUCUGCAUGGGUUGUCUGGAGGUUUUUUCCCUAUCCCAUAUAAGAUGACUGGAUGAGGUAAAUAGGUGUGUGAGUGUAUGUGUGCAUUGUGACUUUUAAUAGAAGCGUGAACAUGCUGUGAACCUGGCCAGGAAAUAUCAAACACUGAGGGUGAACAAAGAAAAUGGCUAAGCAUUAUGCAGCCUACAUCAUGGAGCAUGCAAAGUUUCUACAUCUGUUCUCUCUUAUGUAACGUUUCCAGAAAUUUGAUAAAGCAUGUAUUGUUGCCUCUAGAAUAGCUGAUGCACAGCUUUUUUUGCGUGGCAGGUUGCUAUAGAAUAGCCCAGUGAACUGCCUGGAUUUGUCUUUGUUUGGCCGAGCGUACAGGAAAGGUCAGUCAGAGGAUAUGAGUUAUGUAAACCAUUGGCUCUGAGCGCAUGGUGAGCGCAAAGGGAUUUUUCCAAAUCAGUCAGCAUUGUAUCUGGGGGAUAUAUAAGACGUGCUCGGACACAGCUCUUUUUUCAUCUUGGAGCUCACAAAUUUGAAUGGACACAUAAUGCAUCAUAAGGAUCUCCAAAGAAAUUGAGGGUAACAGCCAUAAUGGAUUCAGACGAAAUAGAUGGAGGCAGUCUGAGCCAUGGCAAAAAGAAGGAGGGAAGUGGAAAACAUGUAGAGUCUUCAGAACGGGAAAGAAGAUUGCCCAUAAUCCAGACUAAUUGUCCUGCUCCAAGCCCCACUGACAAUUCUACUAUACUUUCGAUAGGCCCACACCGGUGGCCUACGGUUUCCAUUCAGGACAACAGCUAUUCGGAUGAAUGGAGUAAAGAAGGCCAGCCGGAUUUGCUACCAGAAGCAGGAUUUCCUAAACAGACAAUGGAAGAAAUAAAACACCUAUUGAGUGAACGCUCCAAACUAAAUACAAGAGAAAGUCUUGGUCAUCAUUGCCACGUGCCUGGACAAAGAAUUGACUGUAAACCAGAUGACGUACCAUCUAGGUCCUUCACAACCUUCAAGCCCACUCUAGAGAGUGAUAGAAGAACAAGAGAUAGCGCUUCAUCUAGUGGUUCAUCAAAGACUGGUGGGCAUACAAACAGGCCCAGCAGUGAAAGAACAAACUCUGGGAUAUCACACACAGACCCACACACAGAAUUCCAUGGAUCUCAGAACUUCAUUUUAGAGGUUGAAGACAUAAAGCAGCAGAUCAACUGUGAGAAUAUAGGCUUUGUUCGCUUUGAAGCCACUGAUCUCCACGGUGUCUCUAGAUCCAAGACAGUCCCUGCUUCCUUAUUUCAUGAAAAAGCACUGUAUGGUGUCCCCAUGCCUAGAAGCUACCUGGAGCUGACUCUGAGCCCCAAAGAAAAUGAAGUCGACCAUCCGAUUUCUGCUGGUUUCAACGCUGAUAUUCUUCUGAUCCCUGAUCUCUCCACCUUCCGGGUCCUUCCUUGGGCUGAGCAGACCGCCCGUAUCAUUUGCGAUCCUUGUACCAUCAUGGGGAUCCCUCUGCGCACAUCUCCUCGCCUUAUCGCUAAGACGAUGCUCGGUCAACUUCAAGCCGCGGGAAUCUCCAUUCUUUCUUCUUUUACAUAUGAAUGCUGCAUCUUCGGAGUGUCGGAGCAAAUGGGCCCCAGCGUCAUACUUUUCCCCGCCACUACUUUGCUGAGUAAUAAUGACAUGCCCUUCUUACAGCAACUGGUCAAAGGGAUGUACCAAAUGGGCAUCAGGGUGGAUAGUUUUGCGUCUGCUAGCGGUCCAGGACAAAUGGAGAUCUGCUUCAAGCCUAAAUUUGGAAUUGAAGCUGCCGACAGUGCCUUCACCUUUCGUACUGGUGUCAAAGAAAUGGCCAGGAAGUAUAACUACAUUGCCACGUUCCUGACCGAUAAUACCAUGUAUAAUUCUGGCUCCCUGUCCCACAGCCUAUGGGAUGCCAGUGGCAGGAGAAAUCUUUUUCAUUCGAGCACUGGUGAGAUGUCUGAGAUUGGCAAGAAAUGGCUUGGAGGGCUUCUCCACCACUCACCAGCUCUUAGCUGCCUAAUGGUACCAGGGCUAGACUCCCGCACUCAGCUUUCCAAAGGCAGCGUUUCGAAGAGCACAGUCCACGCCACUUGUGGCUGCAAUGACAACAGUUGCACUUUCAACGUAAAGGUUCACGGUGGCCGUGAGACCCACAUUGAGAACAAGCUUGGCUCAGCAAUGGCGAACCCAUACAUUGUCCUGGCAGCUACCAUUGCAGCGGGAUUGGAUGGGAUCAAGCAUAACCUCUGUGCAGAAGAGGCUCUUACCAAAGCUCCAGUGCAGCAGAAACAGUUUGUCAUACCUGUUAAACUGGAGGAUGCCUUAGUGGCCUUGGAAGAAGACAGUGUGAUUCGUGGGGCGCUGGGUGAAGCUUUUGUGCGUUAUUUCAUUGCCAUGAAACACCUAGAGAUCGAGACACAGAAGACUGAUACAGACAGGAACAAAAACCUGGAAUACUUCAUCUGAUCAAGUCAGGUUAAAUAUAAUGAGGGAAAUGUAUUACUUUUGAAGAACUGAUGGAACAGUUUCUUCAUGAUGGAUUCGUAUUAACUCCUACAGUAAAUGGUUCUUGCUCUGACUACCAAGAUACUGGAAAUAUAUGUUUUAUUUGAACUCCUCUCCCUCCCAUUACGAGAAGGCAAAUACGAGGUGGUAUCAAAAAGUUUAGAGAAUAUUUUGACCAUGGCACUGAGCUCCUCCUCACAUGUGAAUUUCUCACCGGAAACGAUAUGACCUCACUUCCACACCCACCCUGCUCAUUUGGCUGUUGUGGACUUUGCCAUCUUCCCGAAGAUGAAGUUGCCAUUUUGACACCAUUGCAGAGAUACAGCAGGAAUUGCAAUUGUUUGACACACUUCGAAAAGACUUGUAGGACACAUUUCAGCAUGAGAGCACUGUAUUGCCGUGCAAAGGAACCGAGAUAGUGUGUAAACGUAGAUUAAUAAAAUACUCAAUAAAAUGUCAUCUUUUGCGCGA
Molecule: messenger RNA, 3353 nt
Organism: Silurus meridionalis
Lineage: Eukaryota; Metazoa; Chordata; Actinopteri; Siluriformes; Siluridae
Gene: lgsn
Product: lengsin, lens protein with glutamine synthetase domain
Exons: 4
Coding region: 966-2843 (625 amino acids)
Biological process (GO): lens morphogenesis in camera-type eye
Cellular component (GO): membrane; cytoplasm
Molecular function (GO): glutamine synthetase activity
Source: RefSeq, a predicted model, not a curated record